Trametes versicolor FP-101664 SS1 is the source of this 639-nucleotide messenger RNA. RefSeq lists its product as uncharacterized. Lineage: Eukaryota; Fungi; Basidiomycota; Agaricomycetes; Polyporales; Polyporaceae. The transcript has 2 exons. The record is from RefSeq and is a predicted model, not a curated record. The annotation marks the transcript as partial.
GAUAAGGAGCUCUGGUUCGACGAUGGCAACAUCAUCCUUCUCGCAGGGGACGGUACGGCAGGGAGCGAGUCGACUGCGGCCUUCCGGCUGUACAAGGGCAUCCUCGCGCGAGCCUCCCCCGUGUUCAGCGACCUCUUCGCCUCUGCGCAGCCCGUCGAUGCCGAGGGCGAGUCGUUCGAUGACUGCCCCGCUGUCCGUCUGACAGACUCACCUCUCGAGCUCGGACAUUUUCUCCGCGUCCUAUUUCACCCUGGCACGCGUACCUACCCCUUCGCGGAGCUCGCAGCGAUCGCGCGCAUCGCACACAAGUACCAGGCCGAGACGGUCGCCGCGGACGCGCUCGACCGCAUCGAGCGGCUCUUCCUCCCGCGCCCGACUGCGAAGCACUGGGUCAACUUCGUGCACCCGUGGGACGGGAGCCUCGCCAAGGCGCAGGUCCGGUACAAGCUUACCCUCGCGCCCGAGGACGCGGUGCAGGCCGUGAACCUCGCGCACCUCUUCGACAAGUCACUCAUGCUCCCGCUCGCGUUGUACAUGUGCUGUCUGCUGGACCCGUUGCAGUUGCGGAACGGGGUGUGGCGGAAGGAUGGAACCCUGGAGAGGUUGUCGGACGAGGACUUCGUCCGCUGCAUCAACGCC